Molecule: messenger RNA, 2200 nt
Organism: Silurus meridionalis
Lineage: Eukaryota; Metazoa; Chordata; Actinopteri; Siluriformes; Siluridae
Gene: mtch2
Product: mitochondrial carrier homolog 2
Exons: 13
Coding region: 68-970 (300 amino acids)
Biological process (GO): positive regulation of apoptotic process
Cellular component (GO): membrane; mitochondrion
Source: RefSeq, a predicted model, not a curated record
CACGUGACCAACCCCGUUGCAUUUACCCAAAAAUCUCCUUCCCUGUUUAAGCAGGGGGCCUGUGAUCAUGGCGGAAACAUGUGGCCAAGUUCUUCUGGGUUCCGGGCUCACUGUUCUCUCACACCCGCUCAUGUACAUAAAGAUUCUGGUUCAGGUGGGACAUGAACCUCUUCCACCUACUCUUGGCUGGAACUUGUUUGGCAGACAGGUGCAUCAGCUUCCUGGACUUUUCGCUUAUGCCAAACACAUAAUAAAGAUUGAUGGGAAAGCCGGACUGUUUAAAGGUCUUGGCCCCAGACUGUGUGCAGGGACCAUCGGCACCAUCGUCCACGGUAAAGUGCUGCAGAAAUGCCAUGAGAACAAUCUGAAGGUCCUAAACAUUGGGCAGAAAAAAGAGGAGGGCUCUUUGCAGUACGUAGUGAAUGAGACAACAAAGGAGAUGAUCGCACGCUCAUGUGCUACAAUCGUCACGCAUCCAUUCCAUGUGAUCACCCUUAGAUGCAUGGUUCAAUUUAUCGGAAGAGAAACCAAGUACAGUGGUGUUUUUGACUCCAUUAUUACGAUCUACAAAGAAGAUGGAAUCCUUGGGUUUUUUGCUGGCCUCAUCCCACGUCUCCUCGGCGAUAUCUUCUCUCUGUGGAUCUGCAACAUGCUUGCUCACUUUAUCAACUCGUAUGCACUAGAUGACUCAAUGAGUCACACAAGUGAAUUAAAGAACUGCUCUCAGGCUGCCACUGGAUUUUUUGCCAGUAUGCUGACAUACCCUUUUGUGUUGGUCUCCAACAUGAUGGCGAUCAAUAACUGUGGGUUGGCAGGGGGUUUACCACCUUAUGCUGAAAGCUAUCACACCUGGAUUGACUGCUGGAGACACCUGAGCCAGGAGGGUAAUAUGAGCAGAGGCAACAGUUUAUUCUUCAGGAAGGUCCCGGCGGGGAAGUUGUACUCCGGUUUCCAGAAACGAUUUCUCUGAAUAAAUGAAAUGCCAACAGCAAACUCGAUAUACAUGAGAAGGAUUGUUUGUGGAAACUCCUAGUUUUUUGUAUGCACUUGUUUAUGAUGAUUUUUUUUUUUUUUUUUUUUAAUAAUUCGUCUGUCAGCUUCCAGAAAAAAGCUUCCCCAUAAAUUUCACUGCUUUGAUUUGGAAACAUUAUUUUGAUAUUUGUACCAGAAAUACUUUUAUUACUAGGGGUUUCUUUUUCAACAGCUUGGAGAUUAUGUAAUAUUUAAAUUAAUAUAAAUAAUUUUGCCCCUUUCCCUGCUUUUCCCCCUCUCUCAAAAAAUCAGCCCGUUCUAAUCAGGCCAUUUGUUUACGCGUCUCGUAAGAAUCCCUCUGCUCUCCAAACUCUCCAAGCACUUACCUGCAUCACUAACGUUCUCCUCCGAUACAGAUGAUCAUCUGUAGCUAUUGAAAUAAUGAGUUAUGUGGAAUGGUGGUGUGUGUGUCUUCUCACACAACCUGUAAUGUUCAGACGUGCCUGGUUCCUCCAUCCGGUCCAGAACGACACACAGGAAGCAUGGAGUGUGUACAGCCCAUUAGAGAGACGUGAUCCAUGUGAACGUUCUCUCACACACACACUUGGCCUCCUCAGAGGUAUUUAGACUGUAUGUUUGUAUAAGAGUCUCUACUGAUCCUAAUAAAUCCAGGUAUCAGUGUGCUUGGGGUUUUUUGUCCCGUUUUAUUUGGAUAUAACUGAAUAUUUUGCUAAAUGCAUCUGAAUAAAUCCCAUUAGACUUCAUUCUGAGAACUCAUUUACAGGAUUUCUGUCAGAUUUGUGUCAUUGUGCAGGAGCAUUAAAGUAACUUCAUUUUCCCCCGUGUAUUUUCUUCGUCAUAUCAGACUCGUAUGUGACUUAUUUCACUGUAAUACAGCCCACACCAGAUUUAAUGGCACCCUUGAUGGAAAAAUGAGCAAUAGGAAACAGCAUGAUCUGAUUUUUGAGGUUAAACACGUUUAUGUCACAUCAUUGGCUCUCAGCUGAUUUCUUACAUCGAUGUGAAAGAGUGAAAUGAUUGAACUAUAUUGCGGAUUUGUAAAGAAUAUGGGUCGAGUAUUUGGUUUGGAUGAUGUGGUGGGACUGAAAUUUAAAAAUGCAAUUCUGCUAAUGAAAAUAAACAGUAAUGUUGAUCCUCCAGGGCUGCUAGAACUUUUUUAUGGAAAUGACAUCAUAAUUACAUUACUAAUAAAAGAUUUGUGCUGUGA